AUAUGUUUACAUUCACGACGACAUACAUUGAUGUUAUCACAGGAAAACUGAUUUAAAGUUCACGUAAGAUCCAUUAGUUAUAUUACUGGAUGUUGGCAAUGAGGCGCGCGCCAGUACGUUAAUCUGGAUCGAGGCACGCGGGACGAAAAGAGGAUGGCAAGCUCCACACAUGUGUUCCAAAUCUCUGGGAUAAAGAUGCGUGAUAAAAAGAGACUUUUGGUCAAUGGAAUCCGUGAACUUGGUGGGAAAUACAUUGGAGGCUCCGUCUAUCAUCAUGCCUGCACACAUCUCAUAAUUCCUCAAGUUAUGUCCAGCGAGAAAUUUUUGGCAACCUGUGCAGCAGCAAAGUGGGUUGUGACUCCAGAGUAUGUGCUGGCCAGUGUUAAGAAUGGUUCCUGGCUUCCAGAGGGGCCAUAUGAGGUAGCCAUCUCUCUGGACUCCCCAUCUGCUUUCUACCCUGUCAGGCAGUGGAGGGAGAAGUUGGCCACCGGGAGCCUGGCUGGGGCCUUCGACGGUUGGAAAGUACUUCUGAUGGUCCAAGAUCCCUCCCGCAGAGCCAUGUUCACACGGCUCCUGACAGCAGGAAAGGCCAAAGUCUACCACUACCCUCCCCGGUCUCAUUCUUCCAUUACUCAUGUCAUGGCAAAGCCUCUUACAGAGGAUUCAAAAUCCCACAGUGCUCCUUGCUACCCAGUCACCCACAUUAUACAGCACCUUUUUGGGAGCAACAGUGUCACUAUGAAUCUCCACAUAAAGGGUAGUCUGCUGUCUGAAACAACGGAAAACGAAAAUGUUGACUUGUCUUAUCUGCAGAAAGAACUCAGAGAUUACAUCAUCAAACAGGAGGGGCGGCCGAGACUCGUCUUCCUUGAAUUUCUGAGUUACAGUGACCCAUGCAGUCCAGAGCCACAGGCGAUGGAAACAGAAUUUAUCAAUGUUGAUAGUAUGAUACAAUGCGGCCUCUUUGCUGAAGCAUUAGACUCAAUCAGAGGUGCUGUGUACCCAGGCCUGCUGCCGCCUGCACCCUACCUGUCUUCCCUCUUUGGAUAUGCACAGCAGGGCAGCGCCUCGUCUUUCUUCCUGACAACUCUUGAGCAGUUUUUGUAUCAGUUACUCACUGCGAACCCCCCCUGGCAGGAUCCCAGUAAAAGAUUUUUUGCCCAGGUCUUACAAUGUCCACAGUGUAAGGCGGGGCUGUGGCCUUUCCUACAGACAGCCAUCAGUUACUGCCUGUCCAGUGAGGUCACAUGUCACGCACACCCUCAGCCUGCCCUGCCAACAGUAAAGCAAUUCUACAUGGACCUCCUUGCAUUUUGUCUGAAGCUUUUCCAGGGUGAACUCCACUCCACCACUACUGGCCUCAAGGAUUUUCUGACUCCUCAAGGAUCAGAACUACCUCCAGCCUCUGCAUCAGGCUUAUUGCUCUAUAGAACCUUCUGGACUGUGUCGGAACGCUCAACACUUUUAUCCCAUGCUUUGAAACGGCUCAUCCAGCACCUGGUACAAGCUGCUAGGGAGGAAUAUGUUGAGGGGUAUGACAGGCGGGAGAUGCUUUUGCCAGAUAUUCUUCUGGACCUCCUGUCUGUGUUGGUGGAGUUCUGGUGCCAACAGUACUUCAAAUUGAACCUGAACCUGAUGGAAAAGGGUCUGACAGACCUAGCGGAGCACUUCGCCGUCAUUAGCCAGGAUGUGUGUGCAGUGAUUCUAAAAGAAGUGAUUAUCAGGAUUUCUUCGCCCAGACUCAAGAUGGUGAUGGCUGAUGCCAUCUUUAAAAAUCUCUGUUUAAGAAAUGGUUUCACUGUGACAGAUGAACCCCUGUCUCUGAAGAAAAUGGUGCUAUCCUACCUUACUGCUUUGGGAAGUUUAACUCGGAGUCCCACUUCUGCCUCUCCCAAAACGAAUCCUGCUUCUGACAUCUCCAUCAGUGAGGGGACCAACUCUGGAAAUCAGACCUUAUUAAAUGAUGGAAGCCUGGGGAAAAAGAGCAUCCCGAGACGUUUGAACAGAGUCAAUGCAGCAGGAGAGACCCUCCUCCACAGAGCUUGCAAGAAGAACCAAGUGGAAACCGUGCUUCAGAUCCUGGCGCUUCCUGGCACAGACAUCAACGUUAAAGACCAUGCAGGCUGGACACCUAUGCAUGAGGCAUGCAACCAUGGCAGUAGUGCUUGCGUGCAUGCUCUGCUUCGCCAUUACCCUGCCCCUGUCCUCAACAGUCAGGUGGGAGGAGUCAGCCCCUUGCACGACGCUCUACUCAAUGGACAUAUGGACAUUGCCAAAAUGCUACUGGAGCAUGCAGGCUCUGUUCUCCUCCAGCAGACUUAUAAAGAUGGACUGACUGCAUUGGAUCUAGUCUCCAGUUCGCAUCAGAGGGAGGAGCUCCUCCACAGCGCACACACUGGGGACUCAGCCUUGCUAAACCAAGUGCCCAAGGUUGUUAACCUCCCUCUCCUGGAGGUUGGAUCAACUCUGCUAGCUCACCUAAUUUUUUCAUACCAGAAGGAGAAGGGCUUGCUUGGUCGUACACAGCCCGGGGAAAAGGCCCAUGAGGUGGCCUCCAAGCUGGUGAGGGCCCUUGAGACACAUUCUGUCGAUAAUGUGACUGCCAGCUGGACAGACCAGCAUGCAGUGAGGCUGGUGGAGGACACAGACACAUUGUUGGGCCUUGGGAGAGGACAUUACCUGGGCCAGGUAUCUGAGGCAGUGAAAGCAUACAAAGGAGAGAACACCACAUUCCUUAUGAAGAUCAUGGAGGAUCUAAAGUGUCAGGGAGAAGCACUACUGAGAGAAGUUGAUAAACACAAUGCGGAAAGACGCACAUGAACAGGCACACACUUAUAACACAACAUUACGUUCGUUUUCAAUGUUACAAGUUGCAAAUGUUGAAAUUUCUGUGCAGCCAAAA
Thalassophryne amazonica is the source of this 2902-nucleotide messenger RNA. RefSeq names its product SMC5-SMC6 complex localization factor 1 (gene slf1). The coding region runs from base 154 to 2820 and encodes 888 amino acids. The record is from RefSeq and is a predicted model, not a curated record. Gene Ontology annotation, molecular function: protein binding. Lineage: Eukaryota; Metazoa; Chordata; Actinopteri; Batrachoidiformes; Batrachoididae. The transcript has 18 exons. Gene Ontology annotation, biological process: positive regulation of double-strand break repair.